Messenger RNA from Arabidopsis lyrata subsp. lyrata, 2615 nucleotides. RefSeq names its product cell division control protein 45 homolog. Gene Ontology annotation, cellular component: DNA replication preinitiation complex. Bases 679 to 2481 code for a protein of 600 amino acids. Gene Ontology annotation, molecular function: single-stranded DNA binding; DNA replication origin binding; chromatin binding. Gene Ontology annotation, biological process: double-strand break repair via break-induced replication; DNA replication initiation; mitotic DNA replication preinitiation complex assembly. NCBI's taxonomy places the organism in Eukaryota, Viridiplantae, Streptophyta, Magnoliopsida, Brassicales, Brassicaceae. The record is from RefSeq and is a predicted model, not a curated record. The transcript has a single exon.
UUGUUUAUUUGACUUUUUGACUGGGAUUAAGAACAAAAGUUAUCGACCGUCGAUUAUUUAUACAAGUUGAAUAAAUGCACGGUCCAGAUUCACUCAUCCUCAUGUGCUGCGUUACACAAGAUCCUUUCCUCUGUUCCUCAUUUUCAGGUUCAGCGCCAUCGUCAAAACUUUUUGGCGGUCGAUCAAAAAAAUUUCGAAAUUUCAAGAUUUCGCCGGCAAAUACUCAAACCCGAAAAUGAGAAAGCUUUCAAAUUUUCAUUACCACAAGAGAGAAAUCAAAUUACCUUCAGAUCUUGACCUUCCACAGAACACACUCUCUCUCUAUCUCUCUUCUUCUUCUCUUCUUCCUCGCUCUCUUCUUCGCUCUCUCUCUUUGUUCCAUUUGCUUCCUGUAAUCUUCGUCAAGAAGCCGAAGAAGAGAGAAACCAAUCCAAAGUUCCUGACUUUAAAGCUACCCAGAAGAACCCAAAUCUCAGGUACUUUGGCUGUUGAUUUGAUUUCUGGUCUCAAUCCUAUUCUGGCGUCAAAUCUGGUGAAAAAUUAAUGGUCUCCGUUAGAUAAUUUCUGGGCACUGCUUCGAUAGAAUCGUCCGCCAUUUCUAGGGUUCUUAUUAGGGAUUUGAUUUUUCACAUCUGGAUCUACAAAUUCUCCGUUCUGGGUUACUUCAAUUUCACGGAUAUGGUGAGGAUUCAGAAAGUAGAAUCGUUCUACGCGAAGCUUCGUGAGUCAGCUACUUCAUUAUCUUCACAGAAUCCACUUUUGAUAUUUCCUUCAACAUCUGAUGUUGAUUCACUUUGUGCGCUUAAGGUUAUUACUCAUAUCCUCGAAUCAGAUUCGAUUCAGUAUUCUUGUUUCCCUGUAUCGUCUUUUUUGGAGAUUCACAAGUAUGCUGGUCCUGCUGGUUUGUGUUCUACUUCGUCUGAGUCUCCUCCUGUUACUAUACUGUUGAUUAAUUGGGGUUGUCACCGUGAUUUGAAGCUCGUGUUGAAGUUAGGUCCCGCGGCUCGUGUUUUUGUUGUUGAUAGUCAUAGGCCUAUUCAUUUGCAUAAUCUUAGUGAUUAUAAUGAGCAAGUUGUUGUUCUUCAUACUGAUGAUGAUGAGAGACAAGCUGAUUUGGCUUAUGAUUUCGAUGUGUUGAAAUUGGCGAACGAGAGCUUUCAGUUACAUGUAGAAGAAGGGGGUGAAUCUGAUGAGGAGGAGGAGGAGGAAGAAGAUGAGGAAGAGGAAGAUGAGGAUGAUGAUGAUGAUGAUGGAGAUGGUGAUAGGCCAAGUAAGAGGAGAAAAAUGGGAGAUGGUGUGAAGGUUUUCAAGAAGUUAAAGAGGGAUUAUUACAAGAUGGGGACUUUUCAUGGGAAGCCAUCGGGAUGUUUGUUGUUUGAGCUAUCUCAUAUGUUGAGGAAGAACACAAAUGAGUUGCUGUGGCUGGCUUGUGUUGCUUUGACUGAUCAGUUUGUUCAUGAGAGGUUGACUGAUGAAAGAUACCAAGCUGCGGUUAUGGAGCUUGAACAACACAUCAAUAGCUCAGGGAAUAUAGAUAAGAUCACUUCUGUUACUUUGAAAGAUGGAACCAAGGUUCGAGCACCUGACUGUUCGAGAAUCUCUUAUGAAGAAGAGCCUAGGCUUAUGCUUCUCAGGGAGUGGACGUUGUUUGACUCUAUGCUUUGUUCUUCAUACAUUGCGACUAAGUUGAAGACAUGGAGCGAUAACGGCAUCAAGAAACUUAAGCUUCUUCUAGCACGUAUGGGAUUUGCGCUUAUCGAGUGCCAGCAAAAGUUUCCAUACAUGAGCCAUGAGGUGAAAAGGAAAAUGAAGCAAGAGUUUGAUCGGUUUUUGCCAGAAUAUGGGCUUAAUGAUUUCUACUACCGGAGUUUCUUGAGGCUUCAUGGUUAUAGCUCAAGGGUCUCUGCUGCAGAUGUUGUGUAUGGUAUUACAGCACUUCUUGAAUCAUUUCUUGGAUCAGGUGGCUCCUCUGCUUCAAAACAGUUUGGCGAAGCUUAUGAUGCUCUGUCUUUGAACAAUUUGGAUAAACUUCGGUCUGGGAUGCAACAAGCAAUCAAGGUUCAACGAGCAAUUCUUAGACAAGGAAGUGCAGCAAUCACCAAAACUGGAUGCAUCCGAAGUGGUAGGAAAUUCAGAUGGGUAAAGAUUGAAGAUUCCAUGGAUGCUAAGUAUUUGGGAUAUCCUCAGGCCUUAACAAAAUUUUGUUACUUUCUAAUGGAUGCUUUGAGAGAGAAAGGAGCUAGGAUGAAACCGAUGCUUUGUGCCUGUGCAUCUCAACAACCUGGGAAGUUACUCGUGGUUGGAGUUUGUGGGAAACCGAGGCUCGGGGCAGUCAGAGGGAACGCUUUUGGCAAUGCUUUCAGAAAGGCAGCUCAAGAAAGUAGAGCUGAUUACUUUCACGAGCUUUUCGAGUCUUCAUGGAUUGUCUUGGAUGCUUCUGCAGUUAACUCUUUCAUGAUUAGAUUAACUGAGAAGCUCUGACAUAGGAAUAGGAAGGACUCAUGAUAUCUUAUCGUUCUUCGAUUCAAUGUGUUUUCUUUUACAGUUUUCAGUUUUUAUCUCACUGUUUUCAUUUUUUACGAGCCUGUGUAAUAGGCAGAAUCUGUUAUCAAUCA